UCGGGAAAAGAAGAUCAGAAGCAGCCUAGAUUAAGCACACAGUGUUUUAGCACAUCUCUUUUGAAUGUACUGUUAUUUAUUAUCCUUACAAAUAACAGUCUAGCAGAUAUGCCCGAACUACGGCUCAUCAGAUUGUGUUUAUGGCUUUGUCUGGCGCGAAUGGUGGUCUCCGGAGAAGCCCUUAAUCUUAAAGUGGGAGGUGAGCUCCUGUUGACGCCGGACAAGUCCACAGUGCCUGACUUCAUCACAAGCAUCCUAUGGAAGCAUGGGAAGAACAAGGUGGCAGAGUGGGACAAGGAUUUUGGUGGUCUGGACGUCUAUGCUGCCUUCAAAGGCCGCACAACCCUGGACCAGACUACUGGAGAGCUGAGAAUCAGUGGAUUGAUGAAAACAGACAGUGGAGUUUAUUCUGUGGAGUUCAACAGCAAACUGCUUGACAAGACAUAUAUACUGUCUGUUAUCAAUGCAGUACCCAAACCCACAAUCACUUCUUCCUGUAACGCCAACCAAACCUCCUGCACUCUGACCUGUGAAGGUGACACCACUGAUGCUGAACCCGUCACCUACAGAUGGAAAGUGGCAGAGGGGGCGUGGGAAGUCGGAGUAAAACAGUUUAAUGUCUUUAAGAGCGACACUGGCCAAUCAACCAACAGUUACAAGUACAUCUGCAAGCUGAAUAAUGCUGUUAGUGGGGAAGGGAAAGUCAGUGAGCCAGUAGGAGAGGUGUUUGGUCCAGAGCCUUCCAAUACCAGUACUAUUGUUGUUGGUGUUGUCAUAUUAGCGCUUGCUGCUGUCAUAACAGGACAAUAAUCCGACACACCUCCAGGCUGUUUAUGGGCUAUUUUACCAAGAAGGAGAGUGA
This is a messenger RNA of Oncorhynchus mykiss (rainbow trout), 862 nucleotides long. The record is from RefSeq and is a predicted model, not a curated record. NCBI's taxonomy places the organism in Eukaryota, Metazoa, Chordata, Actinopteri, Salmoniformes, Salmonidae.